Messenger RNA from Amyelois transitella, 684 nucleotides. RefSeq lists its product as uncharacterized. The transcript has a single exon. Bases 1 to 684 code for a protein of 227 amino acids. NCBI's taxonomy places the organism in Eukaryota, Metazoa, Arthropoda, Insecta, Lepidoptera, Pyralidae. The record is from RefSeq and is a predicted model, not a curated record.
AUGCAAAGUAAAGUCACUGCUAUGAUACAAGAACAAGACAGUAAAUUAUCCAAAAUAAUCGAUGCCAUGAGCGAAAUAAAACAACAAAAUGAAGAUAUACGCCAAGCAGUGUCAUUUAUGUCCGAGAAAUACGAUAUGUUGUUAGCAAAGACUCAAACUCUUGAGGAGGAAAACAUUGCAUACCGCAAGCGCGUGCAUGAACUGAAGGAGAAAAUGGAUGGAAUGGAGCGUUCGGCGCACUCAACGCGAAUCGAGCUUCGUAAUAUACCAAAAAAAGGACAGGAGACAAAAGAUGACCUUAUAAAGAUUUUAGCGAAAGCUGAAGAUGUCUUAGGCACACCAAUAAAUCGGUCUGACGUGAAAGACAUAUUUAGAAUCAAUACAAAGAGGGAAGGAAAUAAACCCAUCAUAGCGGAUUUGACCAGUUGCAUAACGAAAGAAAAAAUUAUUACAGGCGUUAAACACCACAACAAACAAAAUAAAGAAAAUAAAUUGAACACUAAAGGCUUAUCCCUGGAUGGGCCAAUACAACCAGUAUUUAUUUCCGAAAACCUGCCACAAAAAUCCAGGCAAUUAUACGCAGCUGCGAGAGAUUUUGCUAAGAAAAACAAUUUUAAAUACUGUUGGACUUCUAUGGGAAGAAUCUACUUCGACAAGAUGACCAGGCAAAACCUUUAUUACUGA